Molecule: messenger RNA, 1302 nt
Organism: Homo sapiens (human)
Lineage: Eukaryota; Metazoa; Chordata; Mammalia; Primates; Hominidae
Gene: AURKB
Product: aurora kinase B
Exons: 9
Coding region: 251-1162 (303 amino acids)
Biological process (GO): positive regulation of cell cycle process; chromatin remodeling; spindle organization
Cellular component (GO): chromosome passenger complex; chromocenter; mitotic spindle pole
Molecular function (GO): ATP binding; protein kinase activity; protein serine kinase activity
Source: RefSeq, marked reviewed
CUCUCCUCCCCCUUUCUCUCUAAGGAUGGCCCAGAAGGAGAACUCCUACCCCUGGCCCUACGGCCGACAGACGUACGGGUCCCAAGUUUGACGACAGAACCCGCUCUGGUCAUUUGUAGCCACAUCCUGUCAGGUGCUGCCAACGUGAAUCUGACCAGCCAGUGACUCCCAGCUGGCUCCAUCUGGCCUGAGCACCCUGCCCCAGCGAGUCCUCCGGAAAGAGCCUGUCACCCCAUCUGCACUUGUCCUCAUGAGCCGCUCCAAUGUCCAGCCCACAGCUGCCCCUGGCCAGAAGGUGAUGGAGAAUAGCAGUGGGACACCCGACAUCUUAACGCGGCACUUCACAAUUGAUGACUUUGAGAUUGGGCGUCCUCUGGGCAAAGGCAAGUUUGGAAACGUGUACUUGGCUCGGGAGAAGAAAAGCCAUUUCAUCGUGGCGCUCAAGGUCCUCUUCAAGUCCCAGAUAGAGAAGGAGGGCGUGGAGCAUCAGCUGCGCAGAGAGAUCGAAAUCCAGGCCCACCUGCACCAUCCCAACAUCCUGCGUCUCUACAACUAUUUUUAUGACCGGAGGAGGAUCUACUUGAUUCUAGAGUAUGCCCCCCGCGGGGAGCUCUACAAGGAGCUGCAGAAGAGCUGCACAUUUGACGAGCAGCGAACAGCCACGAUCAUGGAGGAGUUGGCAGAUGCUCUAAUGUACUGCCAUGGGAAGAAGGUGAUUCACAGAGACAUAAAGCCAGAAAAUCUGCUCUUAGGGCUCAAGGGAGAGCUGAAGAUUGCUGACUUCGGCUGGUCUGUGCAUGCGCCCUCCCUGAGGAGGAAGACAAUGUGUGGCACCCUGGACUACCUGCCCCCAGAGAUGAUUGAGGGGCGCAUGCACAAUGAGAAGGUGGAUCUGUGGUGCAUUGGAGUGCUUUGCUAUGAGCUGCUGGUGGGGAACCCACCCUUUGAGAGUGCAUCACACAACGAGACCUAUCGCCGCAUCGUCAAGGUGGACCUAAAGUUCCCCGCUUCCGUGCCCAUGGGAGCCCAGGACCUCAUCUCCAAACUGCUCAGGCAUAACCCCUCGGAACGGCUGCCCCUGGCCCAGGUCUCAGCCCACCCUUGGGUCCGGGCCAACUCUCGGAGGGUGCUGCCUCCCUCUGCCCUUCAAUCUGUCGCCUGAUGGUCCCUGUCAUUCACUCGGGUGCGUGUGUUUGUAUGUCUGUGUAUGUAUAGGGGAAAGAAGGGAUCCCUAACUGUUCCCUUAUCUGUUUUCUACCUCCUCCUUUGUUUAAUAAAGGCUGAAGCUUUUUGUACUCAUGA